AUGUAUAAUUAUUGGAACCACCAUAUUAGUGUUAAAAUUAUUAUUAUUUUUAUAAUGGUUAUUAUUGCUUAUAUUGUUAUUAUGGUUAUAAUGGUUGUAAAGGUUAUUAUGCUUAUUAAGAAUUAUUUGAUACAAAAGAUGAUUAAUAACUAUUUAUUGCAGGGUUUGUGUACUCAUAUGUAAUUAUAAGUUUGA
Messenger RNA from Ichthyophthirius multifiliis, 195 nucleotides. RefSeq lists its product as hypothetical. The transcript is spliced from 4 exons. The record is from RefSeq and is a predicted model, not a curated record. Lineage: Eukaryota; Ciliophora; Oligohymenophorea; Hymenostomatida.